Molecule: messenger RNA, 1413 nt
Organism: Entamoeba invadens IP1
Lineage: Eukaryota; Evosea; Mastigamoebida; Endamoebidae
Product: cyclomaltodextrin glucanotransferase precursor, putative
Exons: 1
Coding region: 1-1413 (470 amino acids)
Biological process (GO): oligosaccharide catabolic process
Molecular function (GO): alpha-amylase activity
Source: RefSeq, a predicted model, not a curated record
AUGAUCGCACUUCUGGCGCUCCUCGUUGCUGCUCAAGCAAUUGACACCAACGCUUUUAACAAUCUGAGAAUCUAUCAGGUGAUGGUCUCUUCAUUCCAAGAUGGUGACCCCAACAAGGGAUAUGGGACUGGCUAUGGUCCAUCAAGUCACAAAGGUGACCUCCGUGGUAUCAUCAAUGCCCUUCAGUACAUCAAGGACUUGGGAAUGAAUGCACUCUGGAUGACACCAGUAUUCAACUCAAAUGGUGGCAGUCAGCUCGACUCGACUGGAUACUUUGCUUACGACUACUUCAAUGUCGAUCCCAAAUUUGGCACCAACGAUGAGUUACAUGAGCUCAUCAACAAAGCACACGGUCUUGGGAUCUACGUCAUUCUUGAUGGUGUUUUUGGACAUCAUAAGGGUGGCAAUGUCGCGGCAUCGCCAAGUGGGAAGUACCCAUCUGGUGGAAGUGACCCAGUCAGCUAUCCAGGCUCACUUGACUUCUACAAGGAAGUGGCAACUUACUGGAUCAACAACUACGAGAUCGAUGGGUGGAGACUUGACCAAGCUUACCAAGUAUCAACACGCAACCAGGACAGAAACUACUGGAAGGACAUCAGAGAGGCCAUUGAGUCGACUUGUGACUCACGAAAAGGACAAGGAAAGACUUGGGGUACACUUGGAUACAUGGUCGGUGAAAUAUGGGACUCAGUGAGCAACAUCAACAACUGGGGGUAUUAUGCUUCAGGAGGAUACGGACUCAGAAGUUGCUUCCACUUCCCAGGAAGAUACAAUUUGGUGCAGACGUUGGCGUGCGAAGAGUCAGGAAAGGGAGGUUAUGAUGCUUCCAACUUGAAGGGCAUCUUCGAUUGUGGCUACCCCGACUACGCUUAUCCAAACCUUUUCAUCACAAACCACGACUUACUCAGAUUUGGCAAUUUGAUCAGAAAGAAAUACGGAUACUCACAAGGUAAUAAUGACUACUGGGGCAGACACAAAGCGGCACUUGCUUUCCUUGCUGCAUACAGUGGACCAAUCACCGUGUACUAUGGUGAUGAAGUUGGAGACAUCGUCGACUGUUAUUACAACCCAGGUGACUGCGGUGCAUACAACGACAACGCAGCAAGAAGUGAUGGACACAUCUCAGGCUUCAACUCACAACAACAAGACUUGCACGACUACGUUGCAAAGUUGAUGAAAAUCCGAGCAGAGAAUUCAGCAUUGUUCAAAGGCUCAAGACAGAACCAAAAUGCGAGUGGUGCACUUUUCAAAGUCGACAAGGUUGACGGGUCGAACAAAGUACAGAUUCUUAUCAACACAAACAACAAUGAAUAUGACACUCAAUGUGGGUCUGGUGUUGAUUUGAUUACAGGCAAUAGUUACUCUGGAACUUGCCAUAUGAAAGCUUUCUCAGCCAUCUUCCUUAAGAUGUAA